This is a messenger RNA of Scophthalmus maximus (turbot), 1995 nucleotides long. RefSeq names its product homeodomain-interacting protein kinase 1-like. NCBI's taxonomy places the organism in Eukaryota, Metazoa, Chordata, Actinopteri, Pleuronectiformes, Scophthalmidae. The record is from RefSeq and is a predicted model, not a curated record. Gene Ontology annotation, cellular component: nucleus; cytoplasm. Gene Ontology annotation, biological process: peptidyl-threonine phosphorylation; peptidyl-serine phosphorylation. Bases 204 to 1760 code for a protein of 518 amino acids. Gene Ontology annotation, molecular function: protein serine/threonine kinase activity; ATP binding; protein tyrosine kinase activity. The transcript has 9 exons.
GGGGUUUGUGUGUGUGUAUGAGAGUGAAGACGUGUUAAAUCGUAUUUGGUUAACCAUUGAACUUUGUAUUUUUAAUCAUGCAGCAGACAUAUAUUUUUCCUUAAACUUGUUCUUUUGCAUUCAAUGCAAACAUUUUUGAGAAGAAACUCCCAUCAAAUUUCCAGUGACAUCAUCUGACACAAACGCAAGCGUUCCAUCUUACAAUGGCAACAAAAGUGUCCUCUAAGCUGCCCACCCAGGAUGACCAGUCGGUCACAGCAGGCUGGCUCACCUCGGGAUACUCCACCUACCAGGUGCAGUCUUUCCUGGGGCACGGAGCCUUCAGCAGUGUUGCUAAAUGCACGAGGAUGGACGACAUGAAGACAGUGGCCAUCAAAAUGAUGAAGAGGCAGGGCUCUUAUGUGGAGCACGCAAAGUUAGAGGUGGCCGCUCUGAAGAAACUGAAAUCACUGGACCCGGACGAAUGCAACCUUGUUCGAUGGUACCGGUCCUUCGUUGACAGGGGACACAUUUGUCUGGAGUUUGAGCACCUGGACCAAAGUCUGUUUGACUUAAUGAAUGGGAGGAAUUUCCGACCUCUCCAUCUGAACGAGAUCAGACUCAUUGUCCAGCAGCUCGCCUGCGCACUCGGCCACUUGAAGGCCGCUGGGAUAAUACACGCAGACCUCAAGUUGGAAAACGUGAUGUUGGUCAACCAUCUGCAGGAGCCGUUCAGAGUGAAAGUUAUUGACUUUGGCCUCGCUCAGACUGUGCGGUCUGCCCAGUUGGGCUCAUACAUUCAGACACGUCCAUACCGGUCUCCAGAGAUCAUCCUGGGGUGUUCAUACACAGAGGUGAUAGAUAUGUGGUCUCUGGGCUGCUUGGUUGCUCAGUUGUUCCUCAGCACCUCGCUCUACCCUGGCAGUUGUGAAUAUGAUAUGAUCAGGUACAUAGUGGAGACUCAGGGUCAGCUGCCGGAAAACAUUCUCACCUUUGGAGCGAAAACAUGCUUUUUUUUCCAGGGAGACAACAGCUCCACCAGCACUUUCUGGAAACUCAAGACCCCAGAGCAGUUCCAGAGAGAGACAGGGAUUCAGCCAAAGGAGACCAGGUUGUUAAAGCUCACCUCACUGGACAACCUCCUGGACAUCCGGAUCAUUGACUGUGAAAAAGUCGUGGACAGGCUUGCAGAGAUGAGUGAUGUGCAGAUGUUCGUGGACAUGCUGAAGGGAAUGCUUCAGCUCGAUCCUGCCAGACGGAUUACACCUCAUCAGGUGCUGGAGCACCACUUCACCAGCAUGCACCACUUUAUCAACUUGUACCCCGGCAGCUCCUAUGUUAGUUCUGCCUCUCAUAUGAUGGACGUCAGCUGGAACAAGUCGCCACCUUCCCACAGUGGGAAAGCUGCAUGUAAACCGCAGCGGAAGUCACGCUCCAGGACCACCAAGGCCAUCCAGCCCGCGGGUUCAAACAGGUCAGGGGGGAAGAGAAAGGUAGUUGAUGUAGUCGGACAUGCAAACACCGUGUCCACUGCUCCUGCGAGCGAGCCGGACACGACCCGCCCCUGCAGUGUCAGAGAACAUCUGGCAAGAAGCAUCCUCAAUGAUCAUACGUAUGCGAGACGGGAAAAGCCACGUCCUUCAAACAGCGCCGAGACAGAGAGACCGGCUCGGCCCAGACGGACAAGAAAGAGACCAGUUGAUGAAGAUGUGCCGCCUAGAAAAAGAACCACAAAGAGGUGCGGUAAAAAAAGCUCUGCAGGACCCUCCACGUCGGGCUGAAGCAGCAGACGUGUUGCCCCACCAUCUCUCAAGGGCUGGGCCAGAUGUAGACCACCUCCAACUCAGUUCACCUUCCAAACAGCACCGAGACAGAACGACUCCGUCAGAUCAUGAAGAUGUGCUGCCUCCGAAACAGGAUAAGAGAACUGCAACUGGAAAUGAACCAUGAUAUUUAAAUUGUUAAUGAUUAAUUUAAAAAAGGAUAAUAUGAUCAAAUAAAAUGAAAAAUACCUGA